AUGAUUAUACAUGCAACGAGGUCGGAGGAGCUGAGCCGGCGGGAGCUGGAGAGGCAGCUGCAGGAGCUCCGCAGGGACAAGGUGCAGAUCGAUAACAACCUCAGGCGCAUGGAGGCGACCCAAAAGCGGAUCUUUGGUGACGAGGAGCAGAGGAAAUUGGCGGCUCUGCACAGUCAGGAUGGGAAGGAGGAUGGGAAGGAGGAGAAAGAGGAGGGGAAGGAAGAGAACGGAGACGAGAAGGAGGACGACAAGCCGAAGGAGGAUGGAGAGAGCAGAAAACGGAAGCGGGAUGAAGAGCUGGAGCAGCGGAAGAAGGAGGGCAAGACCGCAAAGGCGGACCCCAGGAGCAGAAACCUCUUCGGGAAGCUGUUGGGGCACCUCCAUUCUGCCAAAGACAGGCUGCAGAAGGAGAAGACCAGCAAGAUGGGGGAGCUGCAGCAGAAGGCCCUGAGCCGGGUGGAGGACAAGAUGAACUUGAACAAGAUGAGCCUCAAGGAGUUCAGGAAAGGCCAGUUCGACAAGCAGAUGGAGGAGGAGCAGGCGAAGGUGACAGAGAUCGAGAAACAGAUCGAGGAGAAGGAGGUCCUUCUGCUGCAGCGGCGGUUAGAGAAUCACUACUCCUUGAUGAUGAACUUCAUCCGCACCGAGGUGCAGCCUCCCAUCUUCUUCCUCCCGGCAAAGCAUACGAGGGACACCGAGAAGCAGCUCGACGCGACCCGCGCGGACGUCAAGGGCAAGAUCGCAGGGCUCAAGGCCCAGUUUAAGGCGCAGCAGGAGGAGGCUGCAGCUGCGAGAAAGGAGAAGGAGAAGGAGAAAGAGGCGCCAGGCGGUGCCGUGGCCCCGGCGGCUGCGGAGCCGGAGGCGGCGGCGGAGGCGGAGGCGCGGGCGGCGGAGGCCCCACGUGAAGAGGAGGGAGCUGCCAGCGACAGCUCCUGA
Effrenium voratum is the source of this 936-nucleotide messenger RNA. NCBI's taxonomy places the organism in Eukaryota, Dinophyceae, Suessiales, Symbiodiniaceae. The record is from the annotation of a GenBank genome assembly.